GAUUUGGUGUGAUCCGGGCGGUGACGCUGCCAGUGUUUGGAAAUGAGAGCAGUCCGGAGCCGCUUCCGCGUAGGGUGAUCUGAGCGGAGGGAGGAUGAACAACUCAGCAUGUAGUAUUUACCACAAAGCAAGAACACACAGCAGGAUUAUAACAUGUAUCUACAUAGUCGGGUUCAUGGACCUGUUUGGGGUCAGUAUGAUCAUUCCUCUGCUGAGUCAUCACGUGAAGGCAUUGGGAGCCAGCCCUACAGUUGCUGGGAUAGUGGGGUCCACUUAUGGGGUUUUACAGCUUUUCUCCAGCACUAUAGUCGGCAGCUGGAGCGAUGUAGUGGGGAGGCGCUAUUCCUUGCUGACAUGCCUUCUGCUCAGUGCCUUUGGAUAUGGCCUUUUGGGCUUGUCAACUAGCAUUGCCUUGUUUGUGUUGGCCCGAAUACCAGUAGGAUUAUUUAAACAUUCCCUGUCCAUCUGUCGAGCCCUCCUCUCAGAUCUUGUGUCAGAGGCGGAGCGUCCCCUAGUGAUGGGCCACUUUAAUGCAGCUUCCAGUGUGGGAUUCAUUCUGGGUCCAGUGGUCGGAGGCUACCUCACUGAACAUGAAGGAGGAUUCUACUUGUCCUCAUUUGUCUGUGCAUCCAUCUUCCUUCUUAAUUCAGGUCUGGUCUGUAUGAUGCCAUGGAGUGAGACUCUAAAUCACCGUAUAGAUGCUAAUAGCAAUACUAACAGCAGCAAACCCUAUGUUGGGCAGAAUAACUCUUCCGUUGGAAACCACCAUGGUCACUCCUCUUCCACCACAGCUCAUGGUUCUGCUGGAGCUUCCUGCGGGGGCAGGUGGAAAACGGCUCUUCUCCGGCCUGCCUGGCGGCAGCUGACCUCCAUGGUGGUGCGAAUCCGGAUGGUGGCCUCCUCGGACAUGUGGGACGUGUUUCUGGUGCGUCUGUUGAUGGCUGUAUCCAUAAUGCUGUACUACAGUAACUUCUCCCUGGCUAUGGAGGAGCGUUUUGAUCUCAAGCCCAAAAUCACCGGCUACUUGAUCAGCUACAGCAGCAUGCUGGGAGCCCUCGCUGGUUUUCUGGUGGGACCUGUUACGCAUGUUUAUGGCAACGACAUGUCUGCUCUCCUUCUGCACUCGACCGUGCUCACAUGCUUGCUGAUCUUGUUGUAUUCCACUGCGCCCAGUGUGUGGCAAGUAGUGCUCUCCUCCACCUUCUUCGCCAUCUCUACCACCAUUGGCCGCACUUGCAUCACUGACCUGGAGCUGCAGCGAGGCGGUACCCAGGCCAGUGGGACCUUGAUAGGGGCGGGCCAGUCAGUAACUGCAGUUGGGCGCAUUCUGGCCCCACUGCUGUCUGGUCUGGCUCAGGAGUUCAGCCCCUGUGGGCCACCCAACCUGGGGGUAGUACUGGCCCUGCUGGCUGUUGGCUUGCUGCUUAUCAGGACUCCAAAAUGGAACAGCAAAUCCAAAGAGAAGGAGAAGAACUCCUAAUAGCGACAGCCAAAGGGUCAAAGACACACAUAGGAAAAAAUGGGCAUUGCAACAAAUUUAGCAGUGAUUUGUGUCUGUCUGCAGAUACAGUUUUUGAACUGUAAUUAUAACUUAAAGCUAUGGUUAUAGUCUAAGUACAAUCUAUCACAGAUCUAUCUAAGCCUAUUUUCGUCUUGGAGCAAUCACAGCAGUGAGUUUUAGUAUUGUGAGACACUGACAUGGUCACCUGCAUGGUCAUUCAGGAGGACCUGCCAGUCUACAUGAAAAUUCAAAAACAGAUGCAGGAAAACACCAGCUUAAUGUUCAAACAGCAUGCCUAAUGUACAAACAUGCAUUUCCAGUGCCACUACUGGAUUCAAUUAAAGAACAAAUGUAGAAUGUAGAAUGUAGGUAUCAGUCACUGGAAUUACAGUUACCUUGUCCAUAGAGAUCUAUGCAUUACAGGGAAACAUCACACGAUGGACUGUUUUAUAACCUCAGUGAGGCAUUAAUAGGACAAAAUCACUAUACAUUAUUAUUAUUAUUAUUAUUAUUAUUAUUAUUAUUGCACUUCCUAAUAGGCUCUUCCAUUUUUGUGUUUUUUUUUAUACGCAGGUUGUUUUUUUAACAAUAUCAAUAUUAGCUGUGAAAGACUGGCGAACAAUAAUUCUGUUUUUUAGAUUUUAUAAAAUUAUUGCAGAUAAAUUUUUUUUGUAUGUGGUAAUUAUAUGUAAUGGGAUUUUCCAACCCCAACCCAAACAUUAGGAAUGUUCUUAUAGCCCCUGAAUGUAUCGAACAGUUUUAAUUAAAUCAUGAAUUAAAAAAAGAGAUAUGAAAAAAUAAAGCCAUGAUCUGAAACAA
Astyanax mexicanus (Mexican tetra) is the source of this 2320-nucleotide messenger RNA. It is a transcript of the gene slc67a2, whose product is annotated as major facilitator superfamily domain containing 9. The record is from RefSeq and is a predicted model, not a curated record. Bases 95 to 1480 code for a protein of 461 amino acids. Gene Ontology annotation, biological process: transmembrane transport. Gene Ontology annotation, molecular function: transmembrane transporter activity. The transcript is spliced from 6 exons. NCBI's taxonomy places the organism in Eukaryota, Metazoa, Chordata, Actinopteri, Characiformes, Acestrorhamphidae.